ACUCGAUUCCAGUCUUCCAGACCCUUCUCGGGUAGUCGGUUCAUAUCUCCUUGUAUCACGAAACUAAACAUAGACGAACGCUAGAGAGAGAAGAAGAGGAAGUAUAGAGAGAGAGAGCUUGAAAUUAUCAAAUCGAGCCAUCAUCAUGUUCAAGAAGCCAGUGGAUGCCAAGGCACAACAGCGAUUGUCAGGCGCAGACCGCAAGAAGUUGAAGAGAACAGUCAGAGAACGCUUCCGCAAUGCCUCCGAUUCCGAUAUCGACGCCUUGCUUCCCCCAAAGUCAGAAGUAGCAGUUGCGAAGUUCCCAAAUAGAGUUCAUGUGUACAGUUUGGAGGGUGGCUUUCCUAUGUUUUUUGACAUUGACGGGCGAGGCACAGAGAUAUUCCCCACAGUUUAUGCUCUCUGGAAGGUCCCUAAACUCUUGCCUGCUUUUGUGCUGAAGGGGGGUGAGGUUUCUCGUUUUGUCAUUGGAGGGGCUGAUUUGAUGUUCCCUGGUAUCAGCAUACCUGCAGAAGGUCUACAAUCAUUUUUAGCUGGGGAACCAUGGGCUGUGAAAGUCCCUGGAAAUCCAUCUCCAAUUGCGGUUGGGAUUACCACCAUGAGUAGCACGGAAGCUUUGAAAGCUGGUUUGCGUGGAAAGGCUUUAAAAAUAUGUCACUACUACCGAGACUUACUUUGGGAAUCAGUUGAAGGUCAUUAUGUUCCAAAUGCUGGUUUCUAUGAAGAUGUUGUCUUUGGAGAUCCUUCUUUGGCAUCUACUUGUCAGGCUUCUGAUUCACGUGAAGGUGAUGCUUUGAUUCAUCAACAGAAUGGCAGUGACAACAAAGAAGUGGGGGAGGCUAUUAUUGUCACAGAUGCACAUUCUGAUAUAGAUCCUGUUUCCACACAACAAAUUGAUUUUAAAGACGACAGUGCUGAACAAGUAACUGCGGAUAUGGGUGAUUUGAAGGUGACAGAAAAUGCAUCAACUGAUGAAUUAACUGUUGAGGAGCAGCAUACUUUAUCCACUGAGGAUGUGGAUGCACUUCUGGACAAAUGCCUUUUACAAGCCUUGCACACCACGAUUAAAGAUAAAGACCUUCCAAUGCCUGGAAGUACAUUAUGGUCAAGUCAUGUGUUACCUUGUAGGCCUUCAGGCAUCACGAUAGAUAUUAAAAAAUCAUCAUUCAAGAAAUUGUCAAAGUGGUUACAAUCUAAAUCAACUGCGGGAUUGAUUUCAGUAAAAGAAGAUAAGCAUAAGAAAGAGAUUACACUAGUUUCUGUCAACCGUGUUCAUCCGGAUUUCACAUCCUUCAAGCCCGAGAAACGGAAAGUGGAGAAAAAUGAGCAAACCACUGAUCGUGCUGCCAGUGAAGGUCGGUCACAUAAAGUACUGGAAGUGGAAGAGAUAUAUAAACCUAGUGUGCAUGUCAAACACAUUUUCUCUUCUGUAGGAGCUGAUACAGCUAAACUAUAUAGUGCCUCAGAAGCCAGUGAUAUUGUGUUCAGCUACAUUGAGAAAGAAAAUCUGGUUAAACCGACAGACAAGUCCCAAGUGGUAUUGGAUCCAAUAUUAUGUGAUGCCUUGUUUAAAGGAGCCAUCAAAAAGGGAACAACUUACCCAACUCAUAUUCAUAAGAAGGAUUUAGGACCUACAUUUAUAAACCGGAUGCAGGCGCAUCAUAGAGUGAGAAGAGGAAGUGAGUCAGUUGUUUGCAAAGGUGCCCUGAAAACAAUUCAAAUAAUGACUGAACGACGGCAAGGGAACAAGAAAGUGACAAAACUCACUGGGUUGGAAUCAUUUCUGUUGGAUGCUGAGGCAUUGGCAUCAGAGCUACAGAAAAAGUUUGCUUGUAGUACAACAGUGGCUGAAUUACCAGGUAAGAAGGGGCAUGAAGUUCUGGUUCAAGGAGGUGUGAUCGACGACCUUGGUAGACAUUUAGUUGAACAUUAUGGAAUUCCAAAGAGAUACAUUGAAGUUCUUGAUAAAACUAAGAGAUGAGAAUUGAGUGGUGAUGAAAUUUAAUGAAACAGGAAAGAAGGGGCGACAACGCAAACAAUAAAAUUCGGAUCUCGUUCAAGGCGGAACCAACACGAGAGGUCGAAUGAUUUAAAGAGUUACGAUACGAAGUCUUAAAUUGCUCUCGUGUUGCUAGGCUAGAAAUAUAUUAAGAGUAAUUUAAUCUUGUGAAUUUGAUAAUUUUCAGUUUUGAGCUGUAGAGUGGGAUGUACUGUUUUGAGAUGUUUUUGUAGUCUCUUAUUUAUAAUUGAGUCAGAUUUACUGA
Messenger RNA from Cornus florida, 2264 nucleotides. RefSeq lists its product as uncharacterized. The transcript has 9 exons. The record is from RefSeq and is a predicted model, not a curated record. NCBI's taxonomy places the organism in Eukaryota, Viridiplantae, Streptophyta, Magnoliopsida, Cornales, Cornaceae. The coding region runs from base 146 to 1981 and encodes 611 amino acids. Gene Ontology annotation, molecular function: translation initiation factor activity; RNA binding. Gene Ontology annotation, biological process: translational initiation; formation of translation preinitiation complex.